UGUUUUAUUCUGUUAAUUUAGUGAUUAUAAGUAAUACACAUAAUAGAUAAGAAUUUAGUAUUUCAUCAGGUUUAAAUAUGUAAUAACAGUGGUUUAUUAACAGUUUAGUAUUUGUGAAAGAGCACAAAAUUAAAUAUGAGAAAAUAAAACAACCCCGCUGGACGUAACUUCUCGGGAUCUUCCAAAAAGUUCACUGAAAAAGUCGCACCUCAAAUAAAUAAACUUCACCUCAUUUCAUCCAUAUAAUUUUUCACUCCCUACAAUUUUGUAGUAACAAAUUUAACUACUUAUUAAUCAGGAAUCGAACACACGAAGUCAGCAUAUUUGUAGAAUAACAUCCACUAUUUUAUUCUGCAACGAAAAAAUGCCACAAUUGUUUCAAGUUUUACGAUGCUAUAAGUGUUCGGUGUUUCAAGUUCAUCAAGGUAAAAAGUCAAAUAAAUGGAAAUGUAAACUUUGUGGUGAGAAGCAGUCUAUUAAAAGGCAUUAUGGUCUUGGCACUAGCAAGGACUGCCGCAUACAUGUUCAGAAAUUGAAUGGGAUUCGAGGUGUGAUUGAUGAACUCUAUGAUUCUACAUCGCCAAAUGAAAGUAUAGAUGAAAAUACUGAGACUGAAAUAACAGAAGUUUCAAAUAAAAACAUUGAAAAGAAGAGUAAAUGGACAGAUUUUACUACAAAUAAUGAAAUUGAAAAUAUUUAUGAAGGAACAGAUGAUAAUAACUAUCCUGAUCCAGAAUUACCUAAUAAGCGUAAAAAGACGAAGAAUCACUAUAAAAAUAAAAACAAAAAACAGAUUACAAUUAAUCUAGGCAAUGAAUUUUGCGACCCUAAAGAUGGAAACACAAACUUUAAUGAUCCUUUAGAUACAAUAAAUAAAAAAAACAUUACUCCUACUGAAGACUCUGCAGAAAGAAUAAAUAGUGAUAAUGAACUGGAAUGUCAAGGAACUGAGCUUUUCAAUGACAGUUGCAUAUUAAAAGACACAAAUCUGAAAAUAAGCCAAUGCAAGAAAUUCUGUAAUUCUUUAGAGAUUGUAAAAAGAAAUAAGCUGAAUAAUGCUAAAAGUCAAGUUAAAGAAUCAAAAUGGAAACAAUUCAUUGAAAAUAAUGAAAAUCUCUUUAAAAUAGAAGACUCAAAGCAUACUUUAAACCAAAGAAAAACAAUGGAAUUUUCAAUAACCGAAGAGUCUGAUUUAGAUACCAUACUUGAUAUUUGAAUUGUAUUCAUGAGAAUGUUAUGUUUAAAAUUAGUUAUAAUUAAAGACUUAAGACCUAAUUAAACAGUAUGUCCAUAAAUCUGCCUAGUAUAAGUACUAGGCAGAAUUAUGAAAUACUAAGCAGAAUUACUAAGGCAAAUACUUAAUUAUA
Molecule: messenger RNA, 1367 nt
Organism: Bombyx mori (domestic silkworm)
Lineage: Eukaryota; Metazoa; Arthropoda; Insecta; Lepidoptera; Bombycidae
Product: MRN complex-interacting protein
Exons: 3
Coding region: 365-1216 (283 amino acids)
Biological process (GO): mitotic G2 DNA damage checkpoint signaling
Cellular component (GO): nucleus
Molecular function (GO): chromatin binding
Source: RefSeq, a predicted model, not a curated record